Drosophila gunungcola (fruit fly) is the source of this 2018-nucleotide messenger RNA. RefSeq names its product probable ATP-dependent RNA helicase DDX55 homolog. Gene Ontology annotation, molecular function: RNA helicase activity; nucleic acid binding; ATP binding. Lineage: Eukaryota; Metazoa; Arthropoda; Insecta; Diptera; Drosophilidae. The record is from RefSeq and is a predicted model, not a curated record. The coding region runs from base 48 to 1892 and encodes 614 amino acids. The transcript has a single exon. Gene Ontology annotation, cellular component: nucleolus.
CGAAAUGGUCACACUGCGGCGCACAUGUUUUUGUUGACAAACUCGCCAUGUCUCGCAAAAAAUGGACUUCGCUGGACAAACCGCCGCUCUCGGACGCAGUGCUUCAGGUGGUGCAGAGUUUCGGCUUCCAGCAGAUGACGCCUGUGCAGACGGCGGCCAUUCCGCUUCUACUGGCCCGCAAAGAUGUCUCCGCGGAGGCGGUAACGGGAAGUGGGAAAACGCUGGCCUUCCUCGUGCCCCUGCUGGAAAUCCUCCAGAGACGCCACAAGGAGACUCCGUGGGGCCCUAAAGAGAUCGGAGCCCUCAUCAUCUCGCCCACCCGAGAACUGGCUCGACAGAUAUCCGAAGUGCUGGCCCAAUUUCUGGAGCACGAGGACCUAGAGCACCUGAACCAACAGUUGAUUGUGGGCGGCAACAGCAUAGAGGAGGAUAUAGCCACGCUGCGGAAGGAGACACCCUGCAUUCUGGUGUGCACGCCCGGUCGGCUGGAGGAUCUCUUCCAGCGCAAAGGAGAUGAUCUGAAUCUGGCUGCCCGGGUGAAGAGCCUGGAGUUUUUGGUUCUGGACGAAGCCGAUCGCCUGCUGGACUUGGGAUUCAAGACGAGUGUUAACAACAUUCUAGGCUACCUGCCCAGGCAGCGACGAACUGGACUCUUCUCCGCCACCCAGACCACCGAGGUCACGGACUUAAUUCGUGCUGGCUUGCGAAAUCCUGUCCUGGUAUCCGUGAAAGAGAAGGCCUCCGUGAACACGCCCGCCCGCCUGCAGAACUUCUACCGAAUUGUGGAGCCGGAACGAAAGUUUCUGGCCCUGCUAGAGUUCCUCGGCUCGCCUGCCACCCGAACCGGGAAGGUGAUGGUCUUCUUUCCCACCUGCGCCUGCGUAGAGUAUUGGGCGGAAGCCUUGCCGCCACUCCUACCCAAGCGCACAGUGCUGGGAAUCCAUGGAAAGAUGAAGAACAAGCGGGCCAAUGUGGUGGAGAAGUUCCGCAACGAACCGCAGGCAGUGCUCCUCUGCACGGACGUCCUGGCGCGUGGCUUGGACGUGCCCGAGAUCGAGUGGGUGGUGCAAUGGGAUCCGCCUUCGACUGCCUCCAGCUUUGUGCAUCGCGUGGGACGCACUGCUCGACAGGGCAACGAGGGCAACGCCCUGGUCUUCCUGCUGCCCAGCGAGGAUGCCUAUGUGCACUUUCUGAAGAUCAACCAGAAAGUGGAGCUGAAUGAACUGCCUGCUGAAGAGGCGGAGGAUUUCCCCGAGAAGAAGGAACUGCGAGCUGUUUUGGAUCAACUGCAUCGGCUGCAGGCGGCGGACAAGGGGGUAUAUGAUAAGGGAAUGCGCGCUUUUGUUUCCCAUGUGAGAGCUUACAGCAAACACGAAUGCAGUGCCAUUCUCAGGCUAAAAGAUCUGGAUCUGGGUAGGAUGGCCACUGCCUACGGCCUGCUGCAACUACCUCGCAUGCCGGAACUGAAGAACUACAAGGAAGGCGGCUAUGUGGCACCCAGCUUCGAGGUGGAUCUCACCAAGCUCACCUACAAGAACGCCCAGAAGGAGCAAGUGCGACAGAAGAAAAUGCAAACGUACGAGGAAACAGGCAGCUGGCCGGGUCAAAAGCAGCACAAGAAGCGCGUCGAGUCCUGGGAUCAGACCAAGAAGGCCAAGCUGGAUGCCAAGUCCAAGAAGGAGCUGCGCAAGGCCAAGAAGCAGCGAAAGAAAGCGGCGGAGGCAGAGGCGGUCGCCUCGGGUCCUGGGAAGGGAAAGAAAAGGCAGCAGUUCAGCCAGGAGGAUCUAGAUGAACUGGCCACCGAUAUUCGGCUCUUCAAACGACUCAAAAAGAACAAGAUCAGCGAGGAGGAAUUCGACAAGGCAAUGGGAAUCGAGGGCGACAAUGAGUGACCUUCAUCUGGGGUUGAUGUUUAUGUACAAUUAAAACUUUGUUAAGCAAGUAAUUGGCAUUUAACACUUUUCUAUCAAAACAAGAACAAAAAGUUCUUUAAAAAUACAUAAGUAUAUCAAACUUUA